Candoia aspera is the source of this 750-nucleotide messenger RNA. RefSeq names its product interferon alpha-inducible protein 27-like protein 2A. Lineage: Eukaryota; Metazoa; Chordata; Lepidosauria; Squamata; Candoiidae. Gene Ontology annotation, cellular component: membrane. The record is from RefSeq and is a predicted model, not a curated record. The transcript has 2 exons. The annotation marks the transcript as partial.
CUUCCAGAAGACCACUGGGUUGUCCUGCUCUGGGAGAGAACUGGAAUCUCUCCAAAGGGCCAUUUCUGGAACAGAGUUGGCCCAGAUCUGUUAGGGAGUAUCUCUUGGCCUCUAAAUGUUAGGAACUGUUCCUGGCACACGGGGACCUCAACCAGCUCCUUUGCUUCUUGCUCUACAGGGGUCGCUGCAGUGGGUGUCCCUGUCGCAGUGGGCGUUCUGGGUUUCAGCGGUGCAGGAAUUUUGGCCGGGUCAAUCGGCGCAAAGAUGAUGUCGGCUGCUGCCAUCGCGAAUGGUGGCGGAGUGGCUGCCGGGGGUCUGGUCGCCACACUGCAGUCAAUUGGGGCUGCGGGGGUGCCGACUGCGGUCUCAGCGGCAGCGGCGGCCGGAGGAGCAGUCCUGGGGGCCGUGAAGGACCUUUGCACCUGAGAGGCCGAAGAUGAGCUGGUGGUCAGAAUGCCUCUGAAGAAAAAUCUGCUGGAAGGCAAAACUGCUCUGGCUGCAUGGAGUUUCCCCCUGGUUGGAUUAUCUUAGCUUAGCCCCUUUCUUCUAGACUUGCCUGACCCCUCUGCUUACUGCGAUUAAAAUACUGCGUGCUGUAGUUCUUCUGUACUUCCGUUUGUAUGCUACGUCGCAGGAUGUCCCCGUCGAUGGGUUCCCGUUCAUCCAACUGGCCACUGUGUCUGGUUCACGCUCCCUUUCCCUCCCCUAAGGAGGCAAAACCCAGCAUCUUUACCGAAGCCCCCUGAAGCA